UUGGGAAGUAAAUUAUAUGAGGAAGACUUGGUAUAAACAAAUAAUAAAGCCUUUGAAAUUUUCUCUUAUUGACUCAACUGAUAGAAAAAUGGAUUGCUUGAUUGAUUCUAUACAAUAUCAUAAAUAAUUGUGCAGAAACUAAACAAGUCCUCAAUGGAUUCCAUUACCAAUCUACUACUCUCAUCUUUUCUCUGUUCCAUCUUAGUAGUCUCCACCACUGCAGUGAACACAAUAUCCGCAACUCAAUCCAUUAAAGAUGGUGACACAAUAGUCUCCAUUGGAGGAAGCUUCGCGCUCGGGUUUUUCAGCCCUGGAAGUUCCAAAAACCGAUACGCUGGCAUAUGGUACAACAAGAUAUCUAAUGAUUCGAGGACUGUUGUAUGGGUUGCCAAUAGAGAAACCCCCGUCACCGAUUCCUCGGGCAUUUUAAUGGUUACCCAACAAGGCGUUCUCGUCCUCCUCAACAGUACAGAAAGUAUCAUUUGGUCUUCCAAUUUGACAAAACCCAGAAAAAACCCAGUUGCAGAGCUCCUGGAAUCAGGGAAUUUGGUUCUGAGAAAUGCUGAUGAUGAUAACCCGGAGAAUUAUUUGUGGCAGAGUUUUGACUAUCCGACUGACACGUUUUUACCAGGUAUGAAGUUUGGAAUUCACUAUGAAACUGGGCUUAAUAUGAGCCUGUGGUCAUGGCAGAGCAGUGACAAUCCAGCUCAAGGAGAUUAUACAUAUAGUAUGGAUUCUCAUGGAUUUCCACAGUAUUUUCUCAGGAAGGACACUGUCAAGGUGUUUCGAUCAGGGCCGUGGAAUGGUGUCCGGUUCAGUGGAAUGCCUACUAUAUCUUCAAACCCCAUUUACAAUUUCACUUUUGUGUUGAAUCAGAAUGAGACUUAUUUCAAUUAUGAUCUUCUCAAUAGCUCGGUUGUCACAAGAAUGGUGAUGAAUCAGGAUGGUGUUCUAAGGCGCAUGACGUGGAUAGAAGGAUCAUCCACGAGUUGGGUUGAACACUUGACUACAGAGAUGACAAAUUGCGAUACUUUUGCAUUUUGCGGUCCUUAUGGUCUCUGUACUGUUAGUAAUUCCCCAGAAUGUGGUUGUUUGCAAGGAUUUGAACCAAAAUUUCCUAAAGAUUGGGGUACGGAUUGGUCAAAUGGGUGUGUUCGAAGAACACCCUUGAAUUGCAGUGGUGUUAAUGGAGAUAAGUUUUGGAAGUACACCGGUGUUAAAGUGCCGGAUACAGAAAAUUCAUGGUUCAAUGUGAGCAUGACCCUUAAGGAAUGUGAGACCAUGUGUUUGAAGAAAUGCUCGUGUAUGGCUUAUGCGAAUUUGGAUGUAAGUGGAGAGGGAAGUGGGUGUUUGCUUUGGUUUAAUGAACUUGUUGAUAUCAGAGUCAUUGAAAAUGGCCAAGAUCUUUAUGUUAGAAUGGCUGCCUCUGAAUUUGGUCAAGCUGGCCACAAUUGGAACAAGGCAGAGACGAUCAUAGUCAUCUCAGUAGUCUCAACAGCAACACUUACACUUGGCCUGGCCAUUUCAUUGUACAUUUGGAAGAAGAAGGAGUGGCAGAAGAGAGAAGGAAGAACAAUAGGUCAUCCUGAACAAGGUUACUACAAAGAAUCCAAGAAUGAAGAUAUAGAAUUACCAUUAUUCCACUUGGUUACAAUCACUAAAGCUACGAAUAACUUUGCAAUCAACAAUAAGCUUGGAGAGGGCGGCUUUGGACCUGUUUACAAGGGUAUGUUGGAAGGGGGACAAGAAAUAGCUGUGAAGUUGCUAUCAAAGGAUUCCAAACAAGGAGUUGAUGAGUUCAAGAAUGAAGUUAUCUGCAUUGCCAAGCUUCAACAUCGAAAUCUUGUAAAGCUUCUAGGGUAUUGCAUUCAAAGAGAAGAAAGGAUGUUAAUAUAUGAAUUCAUGCCCAACAAUAACUUGGACUCCUUUAUUUUUGAUCAAUCACAGAAGAUGCUACUGGAUUGGCCUAAGCGCUUCCACAUCAUAAAUGGAAUUGCUCGGGGGCUUCUUUAUCUUCAUCAAGAUUCCAGACUAAGAAUUAUCCAUAGAGAUCUGAAAGGAAGCAAUAUUCUACUAGAUUAUGAGAUGAACCCAAAAAUAUCAGACUUUGGCUUAGCCAGAAUCUUUGGAGCAAACGAGACGCAAGCAAAUACGAGAAGAGUGGUUGGAACAUAUGGCUACAUGUCUCCCGAAUAUGCAAUUGAAGGACUCUUCUCAGUAAAGUCCGACGUAUUUAGCUUUGGCGUUUUGGUACUAGAAAUAGUGAGUGGGAAGAGAAACAGGGGAUUCUAUCACCAAGACCAUCACCUCAACCUUCUUGGGCAUGCAUGGAGAUUAUACAAGGAAGACAGAACCAGAGAAUUGAUUGAUGAACCAAUACAAAACUCAUGCAAUAUACCUGAGGUGUUGCGUUCGAUUCAUGUUGGUUUAUUGUGCGUGCAACAACGGCCAGAGGAUAGGCCUAACAUGGCAAGUGUGGUUCUGAUGUUGGGCAGAGAGGGUGCACUGACUCACCCCAAACAACCUGGUUUUUUCACUGAAAGGAAUCUGCUUGAAGGAGAGUCAACAGGAAGUGAGGUUGAACAAUGUUCAGCCAACAUGGUUAGCACAACAGUGGUAGAGGCACGAUAGAAGACAAUUCCUAGUGAUAUUUUAAUUGUUAUGGUUGAAAACUUUUGAGUCUGUUUAGCUAACAAACACAAGAAAGGAAUGUUUGUUUUUGGAAGUUUACCAUAUAGCAUGUAUAUUUUAAGGUUUUUGUCUUCUAUAUAUAUAUAUAUAGAUGUUCUAAUCAUUGUAAAGAGAUCACAGUUAAUACAUAUAAUAUGUCACGUUCUUCCAUAAAACUUA
This is a messenger RNA of Camellia sinensis, 2850 nucleotides long. Lineage: Eukaryota; Viridiplantae; Streptophyta; Magnoliopsida; Ericales; Theaceae. The record is from RefSeq and is a predicted model, not a curated record.